AUGUGUGGCUACAGCCUCGCUCUGCCCCUGCUGAUAACGCUGCCGCUGCUGGUGGCGCUGCUGGCGCUGAGCGUGAGUCUGGCGCCGCUGGCGCCGACGACGCCGCCCGCCAAACAGCUCAACCGCCACUCGCUGUACUUGGACUUGCCCCAGCGCCAGCUGCUGCUCUACGUCGAUGACACGGUGGACGAGCUGAUGCUCGAAGGCCACAUUGGCCAGGUGUACCAGCCCCGGGUGGCGGCGCUAGAACACUCUACUGAGGGCGCGACCCAGGUGGUGCUCUCGGUUGAGGCGCCGUUGGUGUACGAGCUGUUAGUGCAACAGACGCAGUCGCUGACGCUUGCGUUUACCCAGUCACUUCAAAAUGUUGCUCAGAGAACGCCGCUGAAUGAUUACACUGAAGGUGCCGUCGCCACUGAUAGUCUUCUGAUGGCGCUGCUGAUUGAACUUGGGUUGGGCAUUCGCGAAGACGACAGCGCCGCCACUAACACCGCUGCGGGCGCCCCCAGCGCGCCCCGCACUCCAGCGGCGCUCGUCGAGCGCCAAGUGGCGGCGUUCGACCACUACGCCGAACUCGCCCUCGCGCCCGAUACCCUUCUUUGCUAUGACUACGUCGACAUCUCCACCACACUGGGGGCGCUUUUCGACCCCAUCGUCGCCUACUUGUACGCCAACUGCAUGGUGUUUGUCCAUCACCACUCGGUGAUUGGCCAGGUGCAGAUCAGUGACGUCGCCAAGGUCGCCGCCAUCGGCUCCCAGUUGGUGGUGCUGCUCACCACCGACCACUUGCCCGAGUUGAUCUUUGAAAGCCACCCGGUGGCCAUCGUUAAGUGGGAGAUUUUGCUUAAGCGCCUUGCCGACUCGGUAGCCGCUAACAGCCACGCUAGCUUAGUUCAAGGUCACGACGCCAAAGUGGUCGAAGUGGAACCGUUACCGCUUAAACAGCUUACGACGAACGCCUGGGACUACCACCCAGAGGUGUUUGACCAGUGGGAGCUGCCGGAACUCGUGGAGUUCGCUGAACAAGUAGUGCUGCUGCAACUGAUGGACCCUGAAGUUUUAGUGGAAGCGGUGCCGGCGCCAGGGGCAGUGCCGUUGAACUUGAUCCUCUGUGUCUGUGUCGAUAACCACAGUGACAUGCUGAGGGAACAAUACGGCGCCACCCUCGCCCGCCUCAUCCGCCAGCUGUUGCUGAAGCUCCGCGACUGCGAUACGUUGGCGCUCGUGUUUGUUGGCGCUCCUGGUGCUUCAGGGUCGUUUAUCGGCCUGGCGCCCCCGCUGUGGGACGGGUGGGACCAGAUUAUUGAUGAUAUUGAAGUCCCCGAGACUCCCGUGCUCUCGCUGCUGAUGGAGGAGUUCACUAUGGUAUUCGAAAAGCUCCACUCGUUAUACCCGUUUAUCCCCGAUAAGCUCAACCGUACCAAUAAGGUAUUGGUGGUGCUGAGUAACCACUACGAAAAUGACGCCAACGCUGUGGUUCCCGAUGGCGUGCGCCGCAAAUUGGCCGCGUUAGAGCGCCUUUCCCUCACCGUGGUGCGUGUCGGUGGCCACACCGCCGCCGUCGCCUCCCUCGCCGAAGCGUUUGCUCAGCCCAUCGAGUAUUUGGACACCGUAAAAGUGACCUACGCCACCCACCUCCUUCGCUUCGACGACUACGACGCCCUUGACUAUGAAUUGCGCCAGCUUAUUGACCACUACCAGCGGGUAGUGGUGCCGGUAGUGAAGAUCACGGUGGAGCCCAGCGCCCUCACCGAAAUCGGCCAGGUGGAAGUUGCUGGUCAAAUGCGCUCCGCCGCUGAAGGUACCACAAAAUUUGUGCUUGUGGUUAAAGACGUGAUCCCUGGCGGUCAACGUAAUGUCCUCUUAUCGGUAGGACUGACCAGUGGCUCUGUGGUGCCGAGAUUUGCCUACACGGUGGAAUGGGACCGCAAACACGCCACCCACAUGUUUACCCCGCGCAACACUCAAUUAAGCUCACGGGCAGUGGUAAAACGGGUAGCGGAAAUGCAAGUUUCAGAAUGGCUUCGUCAGGGACAACGUUUAGAUGGGGUGAAGCUGGCGAUCCAGCUGAUGGAUCAAUGGGAAGCAGCAGCGGUUUCUUUCCCUGAUGCCAGUUUCGAAGGAGACGACUAUAUCCCUCUGGCGGGGCUGUCGCUUCUGACGUUGACCCAACUGGCCCAGCUGGCGACAACGCCGUUAGACGAGUACUUUUCCGGUCUCUUGCGCGAGCUCAAUUUCGUCGCUGCCAGCUAUAGCCACGGCGACGACGCCCGUGCCGACGCUAAAGGGUGUGACAUUGCCUACUCGUUGAUGUAA
Molecule: messenger RNA, 2316 nt
Organism: Diutina rugosa
Lineage: Eukaryota; Fungi; Ascomycota; Pichiomycetes; Serinales; Debaryomycetaceae
Gene: FAR1
Product: cyclin-dependent protein serine/threonine kinase inhibiting protein
Exons: 1
Coding region: 1-2316 (771 amino acids)
Source: RefSeq, a predicted model, not a curated record